AUGGCGCUCGAUACCUUCUACCAUAACAAGAUCGAGUCGAUGAAGCUGGAGAUAAUACAGGGCCAAGCAGUUCUCCGCCGUCUCGAAGCCCAGCGAAAUGACUACAACUCGAGAGUGCGGUUACUGCGAGAAGAGCUUGGUCUUCUGCAGCAGCCUGGCUCGUAUGUCGGCGAGGUCGUGAAGGUUAUGGGCACCAAGAAAGUCCUUGUAAAGGUGCAUCCCGAGGGCAAAUACGUCGUCGACAUAUCUGACAACGUGGACAUCGCCAAACUCACCGUUGGAAAGCGCGUCACAUUACUGAGCGACUCAUACAAGCUGGAGAAGAUGCUCCCAUCAUCCGUCGACCCACUCGUCUCUCUGAUGAUGGUAGAAAAGGUCCCCGACAGUACCUACGACAUGAUUGGUGGCCUGGACCAGCAGAUCAAGGAAAUCAAGGAGGUUAUUGAGCUUGGUCUGCAACAUCCCGAACUGUUCGAGUCUCUCGGUAUCGCACAACCGAAGGGUGUGCUGCUCUACGGACCGCCUGGAACAGGAAAGACGCUGCUAGCCCGUGCCGUAGCGCAUCACGCCGACUGCAAAUUCAUUCGCGUGUCUGGUAGCGAGCUGGUGCAGAAAUACAUCGGUGAGGGUAGCAGAAUGGUUCGAGAGCUGUUCGUUAUGGCUCGAGAGCAUGCACCCAGCAUCAUCUUCAUGGAUGAAAUCGACAGUAUCGGCUCAAGCCGAGUGGAGGGUAGUUCUGGUGGUGAUUCGGAGGUGCAGCGGACCAUGUUGGAAUUGCUCAACCAGCUGGACGGCUUCGAGCCCACGAAGAACAUCAAGAUCAUCAUGGCUACCAACCGACUCGACAUUCUUGACCCUGCUCUUCUACGACCUGGACGAAUUGAUCGAAAGAUCGAGUUCCCGCCGCCAUCAGUCGAAGCCCGUGCGGAUAUUCUGCGCAUUCAUUCCCGAAGCAUGAACUUGACGCGUGGUAUCAACCUCACCAAGAUUGCGGAGAAGAUGAACGGUUGCUCAGGAGCCGAGCUCAAGGGUGUAUGCACAGAGGCUGGUAUGUACGCGUUGAGAGAGAGGAGAGUACACGUCACGCAGGAGGACUUUGAUCUCGCGACUGCAAAGGUGCUCAAUAAGCACGACGACAAGGCGACCAGUCUCAGCAAGCUCUGGAAGUAA
Didymosphaeria variabile is the source of this 1170-nucleotide messenger RNA. It is a transcript of the gene LET1, whose product is annotated as 26S protease regulatory subunit 8. Gene Ontology annotation, biological process: proteasome-mediated ubiquitin-dependent protein catabolic process. The record is from RefSeq and is a predicted model, not a curated record. Lineage: Eukaryota; Fungi; Ascomycota; Dothideomycetes; Pleosporales; Didymosphaeriaceae. Gene Ontology annotation, cellular component: proteasome regulatory particle, base subcomplex. Gene Ontology annotation, molecular function: proteasome-activating activity; ATP binding; ATP hydrolysis activity. The transcript has 2 exons. Bases 1 to 1170 code for a protein of 389 amino acids.